AUGUUUUUCUUUCUGGAUGUUGAAUCAGUUGCAUUUUUACGCUCCCCAUUUUUUUUAUUCCUUUUGGGCUGCUCGCAGGCGUUGAUGGAUACCCUCGCAUUCCGCGUGGUGCGGCCAAUGAACGGGCUUACAGAGCUUGCCCUUCUCAAGCAUUUUGGACGGCACUACGAGCACUUCACGCCCUUUAAUUCCAAACUCAUUCAACGAUAUGCCUUACUAAAUUACGUAGACCAUCGUGCUAUGCUUGAGCUGCUUACUCAAAAGGCCCGUCGACCACUUGCACCCCAGUCAUUUGGAGGGCUCCGUCAGACGCUGCAGGCUGUUCAACGUUUUCCGCUGGAACUUAAUAAUGAAAAGAAAAAAUUUGAAACCGUGUUUCUAGCCUCCGUACUGGAAACCCCAAUGCAUUCCCUUUCCUCAGCUGAAUACGGGGCGCUGUGGUCUCUGGCCACUCAGGUGACGGAGUGGAAAGAUGUAUUGGCGCUAUCUGAUACAUUUCCCAUGCAAAGCACACUUCAACACCAGAGCAGAAGCGAGUUCCGUGCGCUACUAGAUCAAAUGUUUACCACGCUCCCAUCAACAAUCUCCCCUUCCAACACCCCUGCCGUUGGUGAAACAACAUCUGAAAAAGAAUGGGAGCGGGAAAUGUCGCGUCCCUUUCGGUUACUGACCGAGUUGAUCGGGGGGGAGUGUGCCGUGGGACGAAUUCUUGACGACAUCGCACAGUCGGUUGCCAGCUGGUCGGAUCGUGAGGCCGCAGUGCCAACGUUUGUAGGUGUUGUGCAUACGCUUAAUCGAUGGCCGGAUGGGCAAAUACCAGAUGAAAAGGCAUGGGAUCAAUUAAUACUUCGUGUGUCAACGCUGCAAACCUCGGACCUGAACCAGUUACUCCGACUGCUCACUAGGGUUCACAGCCCCAUUGUACCCAGCUACGUUCGCGAUUCCCUCAAUGAUGCUCUCUGUGCUGAUUUGUGGCGUUGCUAUUUGGAACAACCAAACGAGCCCGUGGCCGCAUUCUUUGAGAGUGAUGAGUUGCGCAUGAAACGCUCCCCAGAGAAUUCAGCGGUCGUGGAAAAUGAUGGUAGCGAUUAUAGUAAUAACGCUGGUGAUCAUGUUGACGAAAGUGUUGCACCGGUAGCGGAACCUCCACUGCUACAAUGGGAGAUGCUGCGACGGCUACACGUUUGCACGCUGGAAAAACAGUUGACCAAAGAGGGUCCCGAGUUGGCCCUCCCUACACUAAUUAAUCUCUUCAUUAGUAGUGCAUUCCUUGAAGUUCACAGCGAACUACUUACAGCCAUUCUAUCGGCGUUGAAAGCCUCUUUGCCUUCAUCAUCAGGGCAAUCGCGUUACAUGACACCGCUACUGGCAAGCAGUCUUGCCGUUGGUCUUUAUCGCGUUGAAAAAAUAAUGGAACAGCCGGGGUCUGACUCAUCAGUCGCUUCCCGCGUGAGGAAAGAUGUGGGAGCGAUUGAAAGGAUUAUUGUGCCGCUCCUUCAAUAUGAAUCCCUUCGUGAUUAUGGUUGUGCGAGGUGCGUAAUGAGGCUACUCUGCGAUUGUAAUCACUGGUGCGAGGAACGAGGACUGAAAGAGGGCUGCUUAAAGGUAUUACAUGACCAUGCAAUGGAUGGAUUCACCAAAGCCCACCUUGAGAAAUUGCUGGGGCAAAGUAGUAGCGGACUACUGGAACUCCCAGAAGAUGUUAGGGAUGUCAUAUCUCACUGCAUCGCGGAUUUGCCUAGUCGGUAA
Trypanosoma brucei brucei TREU927 is the source of this 1749-nucleotide messenger RNA. RefSeq lists its product as hypothetical. NCBI's taxonomy places the organism in Eukaryota, Euglenozoa, Kinetoplastea, Trypanosomatida, Trypanosomatidae. The transcript has a single exon. The coding region runs from base 1 to 1749 and encodes 582 amino acids. The record is from RefSeq and is a predicted model, not a curated record.